AUGACAGAGUUUCUCGUCUCAUGCUUGCGUACUGGAAAAUGCAAUAAACCAGAAAAAUUGGAAGACAAAAUGAUCAAAGAGCUCCGAAAGACGGCAGGAAUAAACAAGAAUAAGAAUAUUAAAUGUCAGGUUAAGAAUAAAAAGGUGGAAUUCGAGGGAAAGAAGAAGGUGAUCGAUUGCGAGAACAUCGAACGUAUACAAAGAAAUAAGGAUUAUGGAGUUAUUAUGGUGGUUACAAAGACAAAGAAAAAUCGCAUGAAGCUAUUUACCAUGAGAUUCCUUGACAACAGCGAAUUCGUGAGAUUCUAUGACACAAUUAAUCCCAACCCAACUUCCGUCGUGUUUUCCCAGAAAUUGGAGCAAUCAAUUACUCCUAAACAGGAUGAAACUGGUAAAUUUAACCGAUAUCCCACUCCUGUGAGUCCGCUUUCAGAAUCAUCAUCGACUACAGUAGAGGCUCAAUCUAGUCGUAAAGUAACUCGUCACUCGAAUUCGGUCAAAGGGUUGGUCGUAGAAGAAAGAUCGUCCAGUAGCCAUUCUUCAUUUUCUUCAAGAUUGCUAACACCAACACCACAAAGACAACGCAAUCGACCUAAAUCAGAAAUAAGUCAAGUUGAACACGAAUUACCUUCAAGACUUUCAUCUUACGAGACAAAAUCUCAGGCAACACGAGAUAGACCAGAUUCUCACAAAAUGGAGAUCGUCGAUGGUCACGGAUACGUUCGGUUCUAA
Molecule: messenger RNA, 732 nt
Organism: Rodentolepis nana
Lineage: Eukaryota; Metazoa; Platyhelminthes; Cestoda; Cyclophyllidea; Hymenolepididae
Source: the annotation of a GenBank genome assembly